GCGCGGUGGGAUUGUGGAGCUUUUUUUUUUUCUUUUGUUCAUCUUCUCUCUGUCUGGAUCCUGGUCGAAGGGAAAUAAACAAAGCCAUGGAUUACUCAGUCUGCCUACUUUUACUCCUGUCAACCAUUUCGUCUGUGUCCACCGGACAAUUCCCAUCAGCGCAGAUGGUAAAGGAAUGGGUGGACCAGAUGCAAAAAGAGUUGGUCACAUUAACAGACACAGCCAGUGGCCUGCAGGACCUCAUACAGAUAUAUAAAACACACAAAGCUCACUUCAGCGUGGAGUUCAACAAUGCAACGGAAUUGGUGGGGACGGCUGCGGGGAACAUAGAGAAACUACUGGCUAACCGCUCCCAAGCCCUAAAGAGGCUGGCAACAGAGGCAGAGCGGUUUCAGAUGGAGCACUCGUGGAGGGACGACAGUGAGGCCGACAAAAUAGUUUACUACAAUGCCAAAGAUGAUCUUAAUCAGACAGAGAAGAAGAACCGAUAUGUUCCAGACGACUUCCACGUAGACCCCGACUUCAAACGACUUGUCUCGUACAACACCACCGCUGUCCACAUCCCUACGGAUAUAUAUGAAGGAUCUACCAUAAUUUUGAACGAGCUAAAUUGGACAGAAGCCUUGGAGGAUGUUUUCCGGAAAAACAAAGAGGAAGAUCCCUCACUCCUCUGGCAGGUGUUUGGUUCUGCCACCGGACUGGCUCGAUACUACCCAGCAUCCCCUUGGAUGGACUUGAGCAAUUCAGCCAAUAAGAUUGACCUCUACGAUGUGCGCAGGCGCCCGUGGUACAUUCAAGGGGCAGCGUCACCCAAGGACAUGCUGAUCCUGGUGGAUGCGAGUGGCAGCGUUUCAGGUCUCACCCUCAAACUCAUCCGAACAUCUGUUAACAAGAUGCUUGAGACCCUAUCUGACGAUGACUACGUGAACGUCGUCUCCUUCAAUGAAAAGGCCACACAUGCAGCCUGUUUUAAGAACCUGGUGCAGGCCAACGUCCGCAACAAGAAGAUUCUGAAAGAAGCCGUAGAGAACAUCCUUGCUAAGGGUAUCACCAACUACAAAGGCGGCUUCGAGCUGGCCUUCGAGCAGCUCGCACAGGUGAAUGUGUCAAGGGCUAACUGUAACAAGAUUAUCAUGCUCUUCACUGACGGAGGAGAAGAAAGGGCAGAGGAGAUCUUUGAAAAAUAUAACCCAAAGCAAGCGGUGCGCAUCUUCACAUUUUCAGUAGGUCAACACAACUACGACAAGGAACCAAUACAGUGGAUGGCCUGCGCUAAUAAGGGCUAUUACUAUGAGAUCCCAUCUAUAGGUGCCAUUAGACUCAACACUCAGGAGUACCUGGAUGUUUUGGGCAGGCCUAUGGUUAAGGCUGACAGAAAGGCCAAGCAGGUUCAGUGGACCAACGUCUAUUUGGAUGCACUGGAGCUUGGCCUGGUGAUCACUGGAACUCUGCCCGUCUUCAACAAGACCAACACAGGCUCAAAGAAAUCGCAAAACCAGCUCAUUUUGGGGGUUAUGGCUAUUGAUGUCUCCCUGGAAGAUAUCAAGAGACUCACACCUCGGUUUACUUUUGGACCAAAUGGUUACUACUUUGCCAUUGACCCCAACGGUUAUGUGCUGCUUCACCCUAACCUCCAGCCUCUGACUGCCAAGUUUCAUGAACCUGUAACGCUGGACUUCCUGGAUGCAGAGAUAGAGAAUGAGAUCAAAGUGGAGAUGCGAAAAAAAAUGAUCGACGGAGGAACAGGAAAUUACACAAUAAAUACACUGGUGAAAUCCCAAGAUGAGCGCUACAUUGACCAAGGUCAGAGAGCGUACACGUAUGCACCAGUAAAGGGGACAGAUUACAGCCUGGCCCUGGUCCUUCCUGAGUACAGUAUGCACUACAUCCGGGCCACAAUCGGUGACACAAUCACCCAGGCAAAAUUUUCUGAAAGCCUGCUCGCAGACAAGUUUGAUGAAUAUGGCUAUACAUUUAUCGCACCGAGGGUGUACUGUAAGGACUUGAAGCCACCUGACAAGAAUAAGAACAACACUGAGUUCCUCAUGGAGUUCAACAAUUACAUUGACACAAAGACUCCAAACAACCCCAUGUGUAAUGUGGAGCUGGUGAACCGGUUGCUCCUAGAUGCUGGCAUCACCUCGGAUCUAAUUAAGCUUUGGAAGCAAAACGAGUUGCAGUUUGGUGUCAUGGCUAGAUUUGUUGCCACUGAUGGGGGAAUCACACGGGUCUACCCCAAGAGUGCUGGACUGUACUGGAAAGAAGAAGCAGAGACGUAUGAGUCAAGUUUCUAUAAGAGAAGUUUAGACAAUGAUCUGUACAUCUUCACCCCAACACCCUACCCCAAAAAAGAGAACACAAGUGAUGACUCAGUCCUAGUGAGCAGAGCAGUAAACCUCAAUAUUGAUGGUAUCAUACUUAAACCAGCUGUGGUCGGCGUGUUGUUGGACAAAAGUGACUGGAUGGCGAGAUUCAUCAACACCACACAGAGGGUGAAUUGCAAUGAUGAAAUCUGUGGCUGUCAGAGAGAAGAUGAGUACGUAGACUGUGUCAUUCUGGAUGACGGGGGCUUCCUAGUGAUGUCCAAUCGAGAUAAAUAUAACGAUCAGAUCGGACGCUUCUUUGGUCUUAUCGACCCUGCCCUCAUGAGAAGCCUGAACGACUCCCUGUUCACCUUUAAGCAGACCUUCGACUACCAGUCGCUCUGCGACCCCAAGAGAGAGAGCAAGGCGGCUGCAGGCCUGCGAUCCGUCUAUGUGCCCACAAUCGCAGAUAUUUUGAAUUUAGGAUGGUGGGCGACAGCUGCAGCCUGGUCAAUACUGCAACAGAUACUGGUCAGCAUCACAUUCCCUAAUUUCCUGGAUGCAGCUGAAAUGGAUGAUGAAGUGUCAGAUGCCAUGUCUAAAGAGGUCUGCAUCACCAAGCAAACUCAAUAUUACUUUAUGAACAGCAACGUGUCUUUCAGAGGCACAGUCGACUGCGAAAACUGCUCCAGGCUCUACCACGCUGAAAAGCUGCCUAAGACAAACCUGGUCUUUAUCAUUGCUGAUGCAAGAGACACCUGCUCGUACUGUGACGCCACUCCGAUGAAACAGGAAGAAGAGCCGUCUGAAGGUCCUGACCCCUGUGAACUGGCUCACAGUCCUCGGUACAGGAAAGGACCUGCAGUCUGCUUUGAUAACAAUGAACAUGAGGAGGACCCUGACUGUGGUGGGGCAUCCGGCCUGACUCCCUCACUUUGGCUAAUGGUGGGUCUUCAGCUGGUGCUGCUCUGGGUUCUGACUGGCUCCAGAAACCACGCCGUCCCAUCAUGACCCCUGAACCAACCUGAUCACACCCUCUAUUGCCCUCCCUCUGUAUCUCCAACAUGGCAACCAGCAUGCAACGCUGCCACCGAAAUGAUGAACGCCAGAUGAGAAGCGCUUAUAACGAAUAAGCAAAAAAUCCGUGAGCAACACAUUCUGCCAGUUUCUUUUUUUGAUACCUUCAUUUUCAGGGGUUUCUCAAAGUGAUUUCGCCAGGUGCAAGGGUACAAGUGACAAAACAAACGUGUAUCAGAAGAUAUCUGACCAAUAAGAAAGACCUCGACCUACAGUUAAUCCUUCAUCCCUUCAAAGGUCCCCGCCGGCUGAGAUUAGAAGAAUACAGAGAUUAAUUUUGAUUGGCGACUUCUGAACUUUCUCUGGCUUGAUGUCACUGAUGAGGGAGCUUGGACUGCCUUAUAGUAUCAGAGGGAUUGAAAUCACAAUGGGAGGGACUUGCUGUUUGUUGAACAUGUUGAGCAGUUAUACUCACCACUGCCAGAAACAGUGCUGCCCUUUGCAAGCGUACAAUUUAUUUUGAAUCGAUUUGCAGUGGCUAGUUAUUAGGUAUUUAUUGUUUUGUGGUUGAGAAUUUGGCAAAGAUUGCAGUAAGAGAUGCCAAAUUGUUACAUCACAUGCUUUUGCCCUUCAUUUGCUUCAGUUGGGUUGCGUAUAAUAUAAUGUUGUCUCGGGUCAGAUUUUUAAAUAGCACCACCCAGAACAUUUUCACAAUGUCUCUUAAGGACAUUGCCUUCACUUUCGCCUGGUGUUCUUUCAUAUAGAUACUGUAUUUGCAGUGUGGAAAUCAUGUUCAUUGUUAUGUUAAUGCACAGAAACCAACCCAUCAGCUGCCACAGAGCGCCCGCUUCUGAGUGUAUGGAUUUUAACUUUGUAGCUGAAACAUCAGGAGUGGUAAAUGUAUCUGGAUUUCACGCCUUGUUGUUGGAUUGCUCCAGUGCAAACUUUGUUGCCAUAGCACGCAUUAACCAAUCAGGACAAGCCUGGCUGGUGUCCUGUGUGUGCUCACUGGACAAAAUCUCUAGUGCCAUGUGGACUGUGUGACUCAGAUGAACCCUUUAGCUUUGUAGACUGUGGCUACUGAAUGAAGAGAAGCGUAGUAAUUAUUUAUUUUAUUAUUUAUUGGUUAUUUGAAUGAAGAAUCAGGACAGCAUGCUACUGUUUGUUUUAUUGCCACUACUAAAGAAAAUGAAUGAGGGGGACGUGAGAGUUUGUACUUAACAUUUUGUUCAAAAAAGAAGGAAAGAAGUGCGUUUGUAUUCACUGCUGUCACUUUUUAAAUUAAAUGACUACUAUCUGCACUUCAAUUCAAAGUGCAGCUGUUUUUUGUCUUUACAGGUUGAUCUUCUAGCUGGAGAACAGCCUCUAUUUCUGUGUAGUAGUGAGAGUCCCUCUUGCAGUUUAUUAUUCUGUGGCAUGAGAUCACCAAGUGGAAAUCACUAUACAGCAGCAGGCAGUUCAUGACCCUCUCUUUUGCUCUAUUUAAUUUUCCCCAAUAUAAGUUCAUCUUGGUUCAUUUUGUGUGUCUGUCUUCAGGUUCAUAUAUAACAUGCUGUACCUAACUUAAGCAAGAAAGUCUGCAGAUGACUUACUGUAGAUGGUUUUAGUGAAAUAGUGUCAUCUUGUUGUUUGCAAAAGGGCAGGACAGUUAAAUUAGAAAAAAAAAAGAAUGCACUAAUCCGCCAAACAACUGCUACAGAGCAAAAUAAAUUUGCCAAAAUAAUAAAUGAUAACCUAUUGCACAGGACCAAAACUGGACUCUCAAAUCAGUUAAGUAGCAAACGAAAUAAACCAUUUUACUCAUUUCAGACUGAAAAUAUAAAUCCAUCCUGAACAUGUAGAAAAUGACUUGCUGUAUUUUUGAGGUUCAUUUAUGUACUCACACGAUAUUGAGAAUCAAAAGAAGAUAAUGCAAUUAGAUGGGAAAUAAUAUGUCGGGCAGAAAACUGGGUUGUGAUUAUUCACAAAACAAGCUUAAAAUCUUUGAUAUAAAAAUAAUUUUUACUUAAACCAUCUGCGCUUGUUUGGCGCUGCUGUCAACAAAUAAUCAUACAGUUUGAUUUAGGUGUCUGUUGGUUCAAGUAAAGGAUUGACAGUCACAGGUUUUAAUGAUUCAUAUGUACAGUGGCAAAACAAACUAAGUGAACCUUUGGAAUUACCUGCAUUCAUGUAUAAAUUUGUCUUGGAAUAUGGUGAGAUCUUCAAUUAUUAACAAACAUAAUCUAUUUUAACUAAUAUACACACAAAUUAUUGUCUUGUUCUUGUCAGAUAUUCACAGUGUAGGUUGGAAAAACUUUUUGAACCGCUCGGCUAAUGGCAUUAACAAAAGCUUACUGGAGUCAAGAGUUAUCAAACCUGGAUAACCUGGUUGGAGCUACUUAAACAUUUUAACACUUAAACAUUCAUAUGAAGCAUCUGCUUAAAUGAACCAUGCCUCACAAAACAGAUCUCAGAAGACUUACGAUUAAUAAUUGUUAAUUUGCAUAAAUUUGAAAGGGUUACAAAGUAAUCUCAGAGAGUUGAAAUAUUCCUCAGUCCACAGUCAGGCAAGCUGUUUAUAAAUGGAGACGAUUUAGUUUCUCCUCUUCUUAGAAGUGGGCGUCCAGCUAAUAUGACUCCAAAGACACAAUGCAGAAUGAUCAGUAACAUAACAAAGAUCCUUCAAGUAGCAGCUAAAGGCUUAAAGUAAUCAUUGGAGCUGGUUAACAUCUUUGUUCAUGAGUCUGCCAUAAACAAAUCAUGGUGUGCAGAGCGCUUCAUCCAUGGUAGGAGACCACAGAGGAAACCACUGCUCUCCAAAAAAAUGUCACUGUCCCCGGAGUUUGCCAAAGAGCAGCUUGACUCAGGACCGCUUGACAUCAUCAGUCAUCACUGAGUGGAAAAUUAAUGAAAAGUGAAUGACCCGAAGAGAGCCACUCACACCAGACAUCCUAAGAAUAUGUCUGAGCUGAAGCAGCUCUGUAGGAAGAAUGGUCCAAAAAUUCCUCCUGAACAUUGUGCAGGUCUGUUCCGCAGCUACUGGAAGAGUUUGUUUGAGGUCAUUGCUGCCAAAGCAGGUUCGACCAGUUAUUAAAUCCAAGGGUUCACUUCCUUUUUCCCCCAGCACUAUGCUUGUUGAAUGGGAGUGUGCAACAAAGACAUGAAAGAUUAGAAUUGUUUGUGUGUUUUUAGCUUAGGGACACUGUGUUUGUCUACAUUUGUGGCUU
This is a messenger RNA of Seriola dumerili (greater amberjack), 6526 nucleotides long. It is a transcript of the gene cacna2d1a, whose product is annotated as voltage-dependent calcium channel subunit alpha-2/delta-1-like. Gene Ontology annotation, molecular function: voltage-gated calcium channel activity. The transcript has 38 exons. Bases 87 to 3314 code for a protein of 1075 amino acids. The record is from RefSeq and is a predicted model, not a curated record. NCBI's taxonomy places the organism in Eukaryota, Metazoa, Chordata, Actinopteri, Carangiformes, Carangidae. Gene Ontology annotation, cellular component: L-type voltage-gated calcium channel complex.